GAAUAUCAAAUGUUUGCUUGACCGGGUUAGAAACGGUGAGCUGACUGAGGACAGGAACAUUGCUAUGCUGGAAAUACAGGAGGUUGUCUCUAAAAGUUCUGCUGGACAAAAGAACUUCGGAGCAGUGGGAUUCCAAGUGAUAUUGAACAUCUUAAAGGAGAGCGAUAAUGUUUACAUGGUCACGGAUGCUUUGCUAACUCUUUUGGACACUUUAACUCCAAUAAAUCAUGAAAAAGGGUCUGCGGAUGAGGUUCAGCCACAUGUGAUGAAUAGUGACUUGCUCUUUCAAGAAGAAAAUAGUAUCUCUCUUCUCUUAGGUUUGUCGUCACAUGAGGAUUUCUAUGUACGAUACUAUACACUUAAAGUUUUGAAGGCCCUCCUAACUAAUUCUCCACAAAAGUUAACGGUAGCUAUGCUUGACAUUUUCCGGAUACAACAACUGAUGAAUAUGUGUGCGGAUUGUCAUGAGCUCAUACAAUAUGAGGCACUUUGGCUUCUGUUUUCCUUGAACCGUGAGGCUGAAGUGAGCCAGGCUGAAGAAAUUCAAAAAAUUCUGGUUAGUCAAGGUGCUUUUGAAAUGAUAUUCAGCAUUAUAAAAGAGGGAGGUUCAGAAGGAGAAGCUGUGCAGGUUUGGACAAGUGAUCUUAAGCUUAAUUCUAAAAUGUUUUUUAGAAUAGUAGAGAUUGGAAAACUUAGAUGACUCUGAUGUUGCAUUGCUCAACCUCGUUAACAAAACAAUCCAGCAAAUUUUCUGGAGGGAGCUGCAAUGAAUGAUUUUUCAGUCAUCACAUGCUCAAUUCACUUCAAGUGUCGUUGAAAUUUUUGGGCUCUUCACUUAAAUUCAUGCUGAUUUUGAUAUAAAUACUUUGUAACUAAGCAACUCUUAUUAUUGGCUAAUCAUGCUGGAGUUUGUUCAAAGGUGUUGAACUUGUGUAGUCUGUCAUUAUCUUGCCUUUUUACCUUUUCCAUUGAGUAUCUGAGCAGAACUUUUAUCUUGUUCUUAUUUCUGGCAUUCAAUCACCAUCAUUCUUUAUUGUAAAUAUUUGUAAUUCAUGGUUUCUAUAUAUUGCCUAUAUGUGUUACUAGCACACUUGAUGCCCCGGUCCGUAGGUGUGAGAGGCUAGCGUUGGAUGG
Molecule: messenger RNA, 1134 nt
Organism: Capsicum annuum
Lineage: Eukaryota; Viridiplantae; Streptophyta; Magnoliopsida; Solanales; Solanaceae
Product: golgin candidate 6
Biological process (GO): endoplasmic reticulum to Golgi vesicle-mediated transport; intracellular protein transport; transcytosis
Cellular component (GO): endoplasmic reticulum; ER to Golgi transport vesicle membrane; Golgi stack
Source: RefSeq, a predicted model, not a curated record